AUGGAGAAGAAACACAUGAAGAUGGCCAUCCUGAGGCAAGAGCAGACAUUCAGACAACAGGUUCACGAGCUGCAUCGCGUAUACGAGGUUCAGAAGCGGCUGAUGAAGGAGAUGCAGGCUGUUAAGAUGAGCCCAGCUCAGGGAAGAGAGGAUACUCAACCAGAAUCGAUGAUGGAUACAGAUCGACCACAAUGGUACAUCAACUCAGGCGAGAAGACCGCUCGUUUCACCGAGGACUUCAACCUAGAGCUGACACUAGCAACUGGGGGUGAUACGAGGAAGCAAGAGAUGACAUCCAACUCCGAGUCUGGAGCAACGGUGACAUCGUCGACUUCUGCUGAAUCAGAGUCGGGGCAGCGAUUCCCCGAGUCCAAUGUAGAUCUGAGGUUUCAACAUGAGAGCAAGAGGCAUGAUCAGCUCACGCAGUCUCCCUGGCUCUACCAAUGUUUAAGUCUCAAGAUGGCUUAA
Triticum turgidum subsp. durum (durum wheat) is the source of this 468-nucleotide messenger RNA. The record is from the annotation of a GenBank genome assembly. NCBI's taxonomy places the organism in Eukaryota, Viridiplantae, Streptophyta, Magnoliopsida, Poales, Poaceae.